UGCAUAUGAGCUAGGCGACUAGCACUUUCCAGCAGCACUGCUUACUAUCUGCUUGGCCUUCAAACUUGUUUUGGAUAUACAGUGUGUACACUCACUUUCGCUGUUCUCACUGGUGUCGAGCAGUAUAAAGCAUGAUCGCCUUGAGUUACUGUAAUACGGUUUCUGAAGGCAUUUAGGGCUCCAGAGCACAUUGCCAUACCGUGACACCCUGCGCCGCAGGGCUGUCUGCCAUAGUUGAAUCCUUCUAUAACUUUUGGAGUUUACAGGCACAGAUCAAGCACUGGAUCCUUGAGCUCCUGCCACAUCCCGAACAAAGCCCCCUUCACAGCGCAGCCCUGCCAUCCGGCGCCUCACCAGCCUCCACUUUGGAGGCCGUCAGCUUUAGGCUGGAGGAAGGGGCCGGGAGGCGGGCGGCGAGGGCAGCGCUCUCCCACGACCACACGGUGAAAUCACCACCACCACGACGGCGUUCGUAGCUGUGUUCGUAGCUUCUUCUGCCAGCUUCCGCCAUGAGGGGCGGCGGCCGCGGCCGCGGGGCCGAUGCGGAUGAGCUCGACUCGGACCCGCUGAUGGAGGAGGGCGAGCUGCAGGAUGCGGAUCUGGGAUCUGAUUCGGAUGAGGAUUUCGACAUCGGCGCCGGCAGCGACGACGGCAGCGAUGAUGAGGAAGACGACGGUGGCGGCGGCAUGGGCAUGGGGGCCGGCAUGGGGGCCAUGGCUGGCAUGGGUGGGGGAUUCAGCAACAUGAUGGUGAUGGCGUCAACGCCGGCGGGUCCUAGAGGAGGAGGAGGAGGCGGCUCCGCCGCUGCUGCUCCUGCCGAAUACGAACCCGAGCCGCCGGACAGCGACGACGAUGACGAUGAUGAGGAUGACGAGGACUUCAUGGGUGGGCGCAAGUCGGCUCGGAAAGGCGGCCGUGGCCGCGGCGGCGCGCGCGGCGGCGGCCGUAGCGGCGGUGCCGCGGGCGGAGGGCAUGUGAGCUUUGCGCCCGGCAGCGUUGGCGGCGGCGGUGAGGGCGGCAGCGGACGUGGCAGGGGUCGCGGGCGGGGCAGAGGCCGCGGCCGGGGGCGUGGACGCUGGGGAAACCACGAUGCUAGCACAGCGGUGGUCAUUCCCGCGGGCUCUGGCUCCGGACCGUCCAAUGAGAAGUACCGGAAAAUCUGUCAGGAGAUGGCGCGGAGAGCGGGACUGGAGAUUGACCCGCCGGGACCGCCGCCGGGGUCACAGCAGCCGCAACCCACGGCGGAUGCCGCUGCCGACGCAUUCCAACCUGACGGUAGCAUGUCUCCGCAGCCUCCGGGGUUAUCUCCGGGGCUGAUGCUGACGCCCUCCGGGUCACAGCAGCCGCUGUCGCAGCAGCAACAGCAGCAGCAGCAGCGUAGGUACGACCGGUACGAACGAACGUACGAGGAGUUUGUGUUGGCGCAGGCGAAGGAGCGUCGUGCCCGUGCGGCGAUGGCGGCUGCUGCGCCGUACGACCCCAAGCGCAAUAAGACGCACUGGGAUCACCUGCUGGAGGAGAUGGAGUGGCUGGCCAAGGAGUUUACCAAGGAGCGCGCCUGGAAGCUGAAGCAGGCCAAGCGCUGGGCCUCCCACGCCAUCAAGUCCAACCUGUCGCUGGAGAACCGACACGUGCACCGGCAGCAGCAGGAGGAGGCGGCGCAGCGCAAGGCGGCCAAGGCCAUCUCACAGCAGAUUGCGCUGUUUUGGACCAAGGCCCGCCGUGUGGUGGCAACCAAGGUGGCGCUGCAGGUUGAGGCCCGCAAGAAGGCCGUGAUGGACCGUCACCUGGACCUGAUCGUGGGGCAGACGGAGAAGUUCUCCAAGAUGCUGGCGGCGAACCUCACGGCGGCGGCGGAGAAAGACUCGGACGACGAGUCAGACGCCGAGGAAGCGACUGCCCGCGAGGAUGGGGAGGAGGAGCAGGAGGAGGAGGGCGAGGAGGAGCAGGUACCUUCUCCUCAGCCCGCCAGCCAGCCCCAAUCCCAGCCUCCAGCCACUGCCUCAGCCAAACGCAAGGCCGUGACCUUCCAAGAGCCCCUCGAGGUGGGCGGAAACGGCUCGCAUCAGCAGCCCGCUGCUGCAGUUGUGAAGGUAGAGGACGGAGGCGAUGGGGAAGGGGAGGGCGAGGAGGAGGGGGCGCGUCCGCCUUCGCCUCGCGCCAAGCGCCGACGUGCGGUGGCUGCCGCCGCGGCGGCGGAGGCGGAGGCUGCUGCUGCAGCGGAGGCGGAGGCGCCGAAAGAGGAGCCGGGGACGGGCAGUGGAGGAGCGGAUGUGGAUUUGGAAGCUCUGGCUUCUGAUGAGGAAGGGGAGGAAGGGGAGGAGGAGCAGGCUGGGGCUGGGGUGUUUGUGAAGCAGGAGGAGGGAGAGGAGGAGGGUGAGCAAGGGAACCAGCAAAAGAAGCAGGAGCAGCGACGGAAGGAGGGUGGUGGUGGUGGUGAGGAGGGCGGCGAUGGCGAUGCGGACUAUGACGCGGAGGCUGACGACUCGGCGGACGACGAGACCACCCUGGAUGCCGAGCUGGCCCUAGCCGAGGCCGAGGAGGAGGAGGGCGGUGAGGGUGAGGCUGACGAGCUGGCGGGGCUGGGCGACGAGGCGGAUGUGCCUCUGGAGCAGCUGCUGGCGCGUUACUACUCGGGGCCCAAGAACCACAACUUCAUGGUGCAGGAAAGGGAGGCGCAGGGGCGGCCGCAGCAGGAUCGGGCUCGACAGCAGGCUCAGCAGCCUCAGCCUCCGCAUGCAGAGGGAGCGGCUGGCAAGGAGGAGAAGACGGAGGAUGCAGCAGCGGCUGCGGAGGCAGCAGGUCCUGGGGAGACUGCGGCGGGCGGUCAGGCCCCAGCGGCUCCUGCAGCUGCUCCCGCGCCUGCUGCCGCAGCAUCCCCAGCACCCCCCGCCAUGCCGCUAGCAGGCGAGGUAGAGGGCAGCGCAGCUCCUGUGGGCGGGUCAGGGGGCGGUGAGGCCUCGGGGCCGCGGGGGGCUAGCGAUGCUUCCCCAGCAGCAGCUGCUGCAGCUGCAGUACCUGCUGCUCCUGACGCCCAGGCUGCGGGGAGUGUCCCUCCUGGCCCUGGCCCAGCAACAGUAGCAGCAGUUGGGCUACCGCUGGGGGGCGCAGCGGGAGCUGCAGGGGAGGCUACGGCAGGAGAGGCAUCAGCAGCAGCAGCAGCGCCUGGCCUUGUAGGACCGGGUGCCUCGGAAGGCGUUUCAGAGGCAACGGGUGGAAGCGACGCGGCGGCGGAGGUCAAGGGAGGGGAAUCGGAAGGGGCACAGGCAGCGGCCGAGGAGGAGGGUGGCGGAGCUGAGGAGGAGGAGGAAGCAGAGGAGGAGGAAGGAGAGGAUGGGGAGGUGAAGGAGGAGGGUGAAGGGAAGGAGGAGGCGGAGGAGAAGGAGUACGAGUAUGACGAGGCGGAGGAUGUGGACGACGAGACCACCCUGGACGCCGAGCUGGCCCUAGCCGAGGCCGAGGAGGAGGAGGGCGGUGAGGGUGAGGCUGACGAGCUGGCGGGGCUGGGCGACGAGGCGGAUGUGCCGCUGGAGCAGCUGCUGGCGCGUUACUACUCGGGACCCAAGAACCACAACUUCAUGGUGCAGGAAAGGGAGGCGCAGGGGCGGACGCAGGUGGGAGCAGUAGGAGCGGCGGCGGGCGCUGCGCCGCGACGUCCACCGAGGGAGCGGAAAACGACGACGACGACGCCUGGGUUAGAGGAGGAGGAGGAGGCCACUGCUGUUGCGGAUGCGAGGGCGGCAGAGGUGAAGACGGAACCGCAGGAGGCGGCGGGGGCGACGGGAGCGGAGAGUGCUGCCGCAGCAACAGCUCAGCAGCAGAAGCAGCAGCGGGAGGAGGAGCAAGCGGCGCGGGACGCGGAGGUGCAACGCGAGCGGGAACGUGCCGCGGCGGUGGCUGCAGCCACGGCGCGGGCUGAGAAGGCUCGUGCGGCUGCGGCGGCGGCGGGAGAGGAUGACGAGGAGGAGGAGGAUGCCCGGAGGAGGCGCCGGGGUGGGGGUGGUGGGGGUGGUGGAGGAGGAGGAGGAGGGGGUGGUUCGGCGGCAGGGGGAGGCGGCAGCGGUGAGGACGAGGGGCGGCUGGAGGCGGUGGCACGGGACGCCUCGGCUGCUCAGCCCACGGGAACCACCCUCAACACCACCAAGGUGCUCACCCCCGUCCCCUUCCUGCUCAAGUUCCCCCUCCGCGAGUACCAGCACAUUGGGCUGGACUGGCUGGUGACGCUUUACCACAAGCGCAUCAAUGGCAUCCUGGCGGACGAGAUGGGGCUGGGCAAGACCAUCCAGACCAUCAGCCUGCUGGCACACCUGGCGUGCGAGCAGGGCAUCUGGGGCCCCCACCUGAUCGUGGUGCCCACCAGCGUUAUGCUGAACUGGGAGAUGGAGAUCAAGAAGUGGUGCCCCGCCUUCCGACUGCUCACCUACUACGGAAGCGCAAAGGAGCGCAAGGCCAAGCGGCAGGGCUGGUCCAAGCCCAACGCAUUCCACAUCUGCAUCACCUCGUACACGCUGGUGCUGUCGGACGCCAAGAUGUUUCGUCGCAAGAAGUGGAAGUACCUCAUCUUGGACGAGGCGCACAUGAUCAAGAACUGGAAGAGCCAGCGCUGGCAGACGCUGCUGAGGUUCAACUCCAAGCGCCGACUGCUCAUUACGGGCACUCCCCUCCAGAACGACCUGAUGGAGCUGUGGAGCCUGAUGCACUUCCUGAUGCCGGGGCUGUUCGCCAGCCACGCGCAGUUCCGGGACUGGUUCUGCAACCCGCUGACGGGCAUGGUGGAGGGAAGCGAGGCGUACAACAAGCAACUUGUGGAGCGGCUGCACGGAGUGCUGCGACCCUUCCUGCUGCGCCGACUCAAGUCCGAGGUAGAGCGGCAGAUGCCCGCCAAGCACGAGCACGUGGUGCAUUGCCGCCUCAGCAAGCGGCAGCGCAAGCUGUACGAGGAGUACAUGGCGUCCGCGGAGACCCGGAAGCGGCUGGAGACGGGCGGCUUCCUGGGCAUGCUGAACUGCCUGAUGUCGCUGCGCAAGGUGUGCAACCACCCCGACCUCUUCGAGGGUCGCCCCAUCGUCUCCUCCUACGACCUAGUCCCCGGUCUCUCCCUGCAAGUCCCCUCAUGCGUCCUCAACCCCACCUACAUCGCACCGCCCAAGCUGCUGUCCCCGGCAGCAGCGGCGCUGCAGGGCCCAGCCCCCGCCAGGAGCCCCGAGUUCGAGGGUCCCCUGGAGAAGCUGCACCAGGCCUUCCGACCCGUGGGUCACUACGGGGCCUGCGGGUCCGCCGGCGUGUCGGGCCGCAUCUACGAGGCGCUGGAGGGCGCUGGGCUGCUGCUGACGGCGUGGGAGGGGCUGGCGAGCUGGGAGGCGGAGGACGUGAUGAGGCUCAUGGUGCCGUACGAGUCCAUGGCUCGCGAAUGCGGUGUCCCCGAAUGGCCCGCCACACGCGAGGACGCCUCCGUCCUCAUGCGCAGCGCAGCGGCAGCUCGCAGUACGGCAGGCGGCGGCGGAGGAGGUGGAGGUGGUGCCUCGGGGUCCGGUCGCUCUGGCGGCAGUGGAGGUGCGGUGGUGCCGGUGCUGGGGCACUCGGCGCUCAUAUCGCUGCAGGGCUCGUACAGCUCCCUGCUCUCCGACCCCGCCUACCUGGUCCUCGCCGAGUCCCUGGCCGCCCAGCAGCACCGCCUCGCCGCCUGGCGCACCUCUCGACUGCGACUGGCAGCAGCCCUCUCCUCGCAGCGCUGCGCCACCCGCCGCCCCCUGUUCGGCAGGAACCUGAUCGCGCUGCUUACCUUUGCGCAUGCGACAUGCCGCGCGCUGAGGCUGGGCGCCAAGUCGGCCGCCCGGGUUACGGAUGUACCCUUGGUGCAGCCGCUGCUGACGUCACCGGAGGCGGCGGUUGAGGCCGCCACGGAGCCGUCCAGCUACGCCCUGCUUCCCUCCAUCCUGGAGGAACUCGCAGUGUCGUACGAGCGACGAGCAGCGUCCAUGGAUGAGGUGCUUCGGGAGUUUAUGUUUGUCAUUCCCCGCGCGCGUGCGCCGGCUCCGGAGGUGUGGUGCUGUCGACCGGACCCUGAGGAGGUUCGCGCGGCGGCGCGGCGGGCGAGUGUGGCGCUGGGCGAGUGGUGCGAGCGAGCGGGUCCGUUGCGGUUGGCGCAUGUUCGGCAGCAGCUGUUCUUCCCGGAUAAGCGGUUGAUACAGUACGACUGCGGGAAGCUGCAGGAGCUGGCGCUGCUGCUGCGGCGGCUCAAGGCGGGCGGCCACCGCGCGCUCAUCUUCACGCAGAUGGCCAAGAUGCUUGACGUGCUGGAGGUCUUCCUCAACCUCCACGGCCACACCUACAUGCGCCUGGACGGCUCCACGAGGCCGGAGCAGCGGCAGGUGCUCAUGCAGCGGUUCAACACCGACCCCAAGGUCUUCGUCUUCAUCCUCUCCACGCGCUCCGGCGGAGUGGGCAUCAACCUGACGGGUGCAGACACCGUCAUCUUCUACGACUCCGAUUGGAACCCCGCCAUGGACGCGCAGGCGCAGGACAGGUGCCACCGCAUCGGGCAGACGAGAGAGGUGCACAUCUACCGCCUGGUCUCCGAGAACACCAUCGAGGAGAACAUCUUGCGCAAGUCCGACCAGAAGCGGCAGCUGGACUACCUGGCCAUCCAGUCCGGCGGAUUCACCACGGACAUGCUGGCGCAGCUGAAUCUGGCAGCGCUGAUGGGAGGGGGAGCGGG
Messenger RNA from Astrephomene gubernaculifera, 6718 nucleotides. NCBI's taxonomy places the organism in Eukaryota, Viridiplantae, Chlorophyta, Chlorophyceae, Chlamydomonadales, Astrephomenaceae. The record is from the annotation of a GenBank genome assembly.